Molecule: messenger RNA, 2399 nt
Organism: Ostrea edulis (European flat oyster)
Lineage: Eukaryota; Metazoa; Mollusca; Bivalvia; Ostreida; Ostreidae
Exons: 4
Coding region: 110-955 (281 amino acids)
Source: RefSeq, a predicted model, not a curated record
AUAUUUCAUUUCAACCUUUGAGAUGCACUCAACAGUCAAAUUAUUAUGCAACAUUUUGUUGUCUUCUGUUUUAACAAUUCCCGCAGAACUGAACAGUGAAUUUUAAGCAAUGAUCGGAAACGGUGAAUAUGAUUUUCCUGCUCCGCCGCCCAUGACCGGGGAAUUUGAGUGGGUACCAUUAUCUGACCGGCCAGAGGAAUUCCCUAUAACAGGGCAACCGGAGAUGAUUUCCAUAAUUGGUCAACCCGAAAGACCCAAGAUGACGGAAAACCCGGGAAGGAUGACAGUGUCUGGAAAACACGAGGGAACACUAACAGAUGAACAGCGCGGAAGAGUACCGACAUCCAGGCCGGCGGAAAGAAGGUAUGUGAAAGACCAAGCGAACACACACGUAACCGGAUAUUCAAGAGUUGGGGAAUCGGGCCCGGUCACUUCGGCUGACCAUACUAGAAUGAGCUCCAAACACGGAAACCCAGUUCCAUUUGCUGACCAAUACGUGCAAAGGCCACUCCCAAGAUAUGACCAUGGAAACCCACCGCCCGUGGCACAGAAGCCUUCUCCGCGACAAGCAUUUAAUUACCUUGGCCAAUCCCAUCCUACGUCAGCCAUCAAACGUCAGCUGACAACCACCUUGAUAAAACCCCCUCCUCGACAAUGGAGCUCUGGUUUAUGCUCGUGUUUCUCCGACAUGAAAUCGUGCUGUGGAGUACUGUGGUGCGGUUGUCUGUUCUAUCCGUGUUACUUAUCGAAGAAGUUGGGAGAAAAUGUAUGUUUGCCUUGUGUAAUGGGAAGCACAUGUGCUUUGAUUUCUUUGCGUACCAAAGUGCGCACACAAGAGCGCAUACAUGGGACAAUCUACAACGACUGUUGCACGGUCGUCUGCUGUCAAUGUUGCGCGAUGUGUCAAAUGUCACGAGAGCAGGACUUCGUCACCCAACACCACAUCGUGCAAUGAAAUAAAAAUCUGAACAGUGUAAAACUGAAUCAAUGUUUGAUUGCAACAAUUCAUUUGAAUUUCUUAACGAAUUUAAAAUAAAUAUACGAAUAUGUGAACAUGUAUAACUGUAUUUCAUAAUCUAUAUAUACAUGUAUGAUACGAGAUCUAUGGCAUGUCAAACGUUGGAAUAUUUGAUCUUUUCCACUUGCGUUGUAUAAUUUUCCAUUUGUAUUGUAUAUUUUCCACUUGUAUUAUACAUUUUUCCAUUGUAUUCUAAAAUUUUCAUUGGUAUUGUAUAUUUUUUUUAUUCAUGAUUUUUGAUUUUCAUUUGUAUUCUUAUAUUUUUCCAUCAGUAUCCGAUAUUUGUCAUUAUGACUUCCCUUCCCAGAAGGGGGACAUAUUGUUUUAGUGUAAAUUCUUCUUCCGCUUCUUCUCAUAUACAAAGUUUGUCUGGGCCAUAACUUUUAUGUCUUUUGACAUAGGCCUUUGAUAUCUGGUGUGUGGGUGUACCAUGAUAAGACAGUGUGUCACGUGCCAUUUUCGAUAACCUUUGACCUUUUAUGUUAAGGUCAAAUAAUAAAAUUUGGGGCAUUUUCGUUGUUUGGACCAUAACUUUUUGUCUUUUGACAGACCGUUUCGAUAUUUGGUAUGUGAGUAUACUACGUUAAAGCAGGGUGUCACGUGCCAUUUUGAUUACCUUUUACCUUAACCUUUUAUGUAAAGGUCAAAUAAUAGAAUUUUUGGAUAUUUUUGUUGUCCGGAUCAAAACAUUUUUAUCUUUUGACAAAGGCCUUUAGUUGUUCGGACCAUAACUUUUUUGUCUUUUGACAUAAGCCUUUGAUAUUUGGUAUUUGGAUAAAUUAUGAAAAGACAGUGUGUGGCGUGCGAUUUUUAUGACCUUUGACCGUGACAUUUUAUGUAAAGGUCAAAUAAUACAAUUUUUUGGGCCAGGCCUUUGAUAUUUGGUAUGUUGGUAUGCCAUGAAAAGGCAGUGUGUCACAUGCCAUUUUUGAUGAACUUGGUCUUUUAUGUAAAGGUGAAUAACAAAAUGUUAUGGGUAUUUUGUUGUCCGGACCAAAACUUUGUCUUUCGACAUAGGCCUUUUCUUGUCCGGACCAAAACUUUUUUGUCUUUUGACAUAUUGGCCUUUGAUAUUUGGUAUGUUGGUAAGUUUAAUUUACUAUCAUAUGUUCACAACAAUGUUCCUUGAUUGAAGCACACAUACAUAUAAGUGACUGUUAUGUACUGCAAGUCUUAAGUUUCCACUUUAAACAUGAUCCCUGGAAAUGUUUUGAAAAGAUAUGAAAAAUGGAAGGGGAGACAUCAGUUUUAGUGUGCUAAAACAAUUCUUCCUAGUUUGUAUCGUGUAUUUUUUUCCCAUUCAAAAUAUAUAUUUUCUAUUCAUAUUGUAUGAUUUUCGAUUUGAAUUCUAUAUUCUCCAUUUAAAUAUCAUAUAAUUUUU